AUGGCGGAUUCAAAGGCAUUAGUGAAGAUAAAAGAUGGCGUACCUGGAGCUGUGGUCUGUCCGAUGUUGACAACGUCGAACUACACAGUUUGGGCAAUGAGGAUGAAAGUUCUUCUGCGUGUUCAUAAGGUUUGGGAAACAAUUGAGCUAGGAACAGAAGACGACGAGAAAAAUGAUGUAGCAACAGUACUUCUGUUCCAGUCGAUACCUGAAGGACUGAUUUUGCAAGUUGGAGACCUAGGUUCCCCUAAGGUGAUAUGGGAAGCUAUUAAGACAAGAAACCUAGGAGCAGAACGAGUUAAAUCAGCCCGUCUCCAAACAUUGAUGAAUGAGUUCGAUCGUAUGAAGAUGGAGGACUCCGACUCUAUUGAUACGUUCUCAGGAAAGAUAUCAGAACUUGCUUCUAAGGCGGCAUCGUUAGGUCAAAGUAUUGAAGGACCAAAGGUCGUGAAGAAGUUCCUUAAUAGCCUACCUCCGAAAUUCAUUCAUAUGACAGCAUCUUUAGAGCAGUUGUUAGACUUAGAGACGACUAGCUUUGAAGACAUUAUCGGAAGACUUAAAGCUUAUGAAGAACGUAUAAAAGGGUAUGAACCGUUUGAGCAACAAGGAAGUCUUCUGUACUCAAAUUCUGAGAAGUCAUAUGAUCAAAGAGGGUCAGAUAAUGGAGGAAGAGGCAGAGGCCAAAACAGAGGACAUGGACGAGGUAACAGAGGCAGAGGUCGUGGCAGGAGCAACACACACGAGAAAAGUAAAGAGAAGGAGGACUAUUCUCAGAUCGUGUGCUAUAACUGCAAGAAGAAGGGACACUUUGCAUCUGUGUGUACUGAAAAGAAAGACGAGGAAGAGCUCAACAAAGCAGAGACAGAAGUUGCGGAUAAAGCACUAUAUAUGCAUGAGGUAGUGUUUCUUAAUGAAGGCAAGGUCAUGCCUAAGAGGCUCGAGUCAGACACGAAGGAAGACGGUGUCUGGUAUUUAGACAAUGGCGCUUGA
Brassica napus (rape) is the source of this 990-nucleotide messenger RNA. RefSeq lists its product as uncharacterized. Bases 1 to 990 code for a protein of 329 amino acids. Gene Ontology annotation, molecular function: zinc ion binding; nucleic acid binding. The record is from RefSeq and is a predicted model, not a curated record. Lineage: Eukaryota; Viridiplantae; Streptophyta; Magnoliopsida; Brassicales; Brassicaceae. The transcript has a single exon.